AAACGCGGGAGCUGCCGGGGCCGCGCCCUUACGAGCUGUACCUGAUACGUGCGCACAGCUCUGGCGGUAUCUGUGGGCUGGCGCACGAAGCCGUAACAAUUGGAGGCGGAGCAUAGCUUCACACGCCUUGGGGCCCGAAGCAGCCAAACCAGCGCGCCGAAGCAGCAAACCAGCGCGCAUCGAUGGACCGCCUCCUCCUCACGCUCUCGAACGACGGCCGCGUCGCCUACGCCACGCAACCGGACGCGUUCCACGUCGGUCCGGUCGGAGGCGGCGCCGCCGCGCGCGUCGAGGCCGAGGACAUUAAUGAUCUCGCCUGGUGCGGAGACCUAUUAUUAGUCUGCACCAAGGACGGCCUCGUGCGCAUCAGACGUGGAGAUGCGUGGGCGUACACGCUCAAAGUCAGCGAUGAGGCCGGCGCUGCGUGCGUCGCUCCCGGCGCGACGCAAGAGGCGUGGUACCGCAGCGGUAGCCUCCUGACCCGCUUAAAAUUCGACGGCGCCCCGACCGCAUCUCAUUUCACGUUCAGCAAGCCGCCGACAGCACUAGCGCCCGUCGACGCGGAGACGUUGAUUGGUGUCGGCUCGUCGCCCACCAUCGCCGAGCUCGUCGCAAAACCGCCCUCGUCAUCCCUCAUCAAGGCCGCCUGGCGGUGGUUAAGACCGGUCGAACCCAAGGAAAUGCAAGAAGGCGUCGUCGACCUCUCGACGGGAAAACGAGGCACCUUGCACAUCAGGAGGACGUGCUUCGACGACAGCAGGCGACAGGCGUCGAAGGUCUGGGUCGCGCCCACUUCCACACUAUGCGCCGUCGCGGACAAUAAAGGCAGAGUGUUACUUGUGGACCUGCGGAGCGGCCGCGUCGUUCGAUUGUUCAAAGGUGUGAGAGAUGCGCAAUGCGCCUGGCUCCAAUUAGAUGAUGGAGAGGAGUCGUUGUAUCUGGCCAUCUUGGCGCCUCAAAGAAAACAGAUUCGGGUCUGGCGUUGUAGAUUCGGGGGCUGUGCGGCCGCGUUUUCUGUUGCAUUGGAAAAUGCUUCACUAGUACAAGCGCCGGACGCGACGGCGUUUCUCGCGGCUUUGAGAGGUGAUUCCUUGGUCUUGGAGCCGGUGCAGCCGGAUUUAGAAAGGUGUCGGGCCCUCGCGGACAAAGAAAGACAACUAGCGCGCCUCGCGGGCGCUCAAGCUAGGUGCCGCGCCGCUUUACAAAGAGCCGACGCCAAGAACGACCCGGUCGCAGCCCGCAAGGCCAUGAAAGAAGCUGUUAAGGAAGAGAGUGAAGAAAACGUCUUAGGCUUAUGUGUCCGUACGUUUACGAGCUCCCAAUGCUUAAUUGCGGUCCUCGAAACGUCACGAGAUGAACGCGCGAAGGCAUUAAUAUCAUGCGAAAAGGCCCGCGACCUCGUUACGAGGGACUUCUCUGGCAGUGCCCAAUCAAGCAUAGACGACCCGCGCCUGCUAGAAGCUAGAGCCUGGCUCGCUCUGACAACAACAGCGGAGCAGACCCAUCCUUUGGUUGAGCAAGCCCUAGCGAUGUUGCUGAAAAGGGAUGCGGCGCCUGCAGGUUUAGUUGAGUCUGUCAAUAGUGAAGACGGCGCCGCUUCCUUCUUCCGGGGCCACCGGGCCUUCCGGGCCACGUUCUACAAGGAGAUGGUCGCCCAGACUUUUAGAAUCGGCUUUCGGCCCUUGGCCGUGGGGAAGACGGAGGACGCGUCACAAGCGGCGACGGCGCUCGCAUCAUCGUGUUGCGCCUUCGCUUCCACGUUGUGCGCCCCGUUGGCGAGUUGUGAUUUGGGUGCCGUCGAGGUUAUCGAUGAGGCUUGCGCUUUGCUAGACCUGGAUAGAGGUAAGCGCGCCUUGGCGACUACUUUAUGGUUCCUACGAUUAUCUUCAGAUGAUGCUCUGAAAGCGCUGGAGAGCGGCUCAUUGCAAAAGUGGUUGAGGUUCUACAUCAUCGAUCGGGCCGCGGUGUUGCGGGCGGCUCAAUUACAACCUCCCUCGAAAGCCGAAAAACAGCUUCACGAGUUGGCGGCCGACACGCGCGCCGUCGUGACACCAUGUAUCAAGCUCUGCCGGGCCUCGCAUUCCCAAGUCCAGGCUCUAGCCUUCGCUUGUGCACUUACAAGUGCCGUGCGCGUCUGCGCCGUCGCGGCGGAAGAUAGAUGCCACGGGGCGCUCACGGCCGACGACCAUCGUUGGGGCCUCGCGACGCUAGAUGGAGAAAUAGCUACGUUGCGGUGCGCUAUGGUUGUUGCAAAGGGACCGUCUCAAUUGUCAGAUGUGACGGCGAAUGCGUUAAGGGACGAACGGGGACGCCUCGCGUACGCGGUCUGUGCCGACGCCGCGGCCGGCUCUACAGAAGAGCAGGUCCCGGCCGCUCUCGGUGGAGAAGGCGCCAAGCUCGCCGAACUCAUAAGGAAGAGACCUGAAAGAGGCUGGCUCCACCGGGCGUUUCCCGAACUAGAUGAAGACGCUUUACGAUGCUUACGAGCGCUGAUGCGAGCCGCGGAUUCCAUAGACGACGGCUGGGCCCUCGCCGCGUCGUGCAGCGACGUGCGCAAGUCCUCGUCUUCAAAAAACGGCGCCGCGCGGUGCUGUUCAGCCUGGUGCGCGUGCGAGCUCUGGAGGACGGCCAUCGCGCCGAAAGUAUCAAAGCGCGUGAACGGUGAAGACGCGUGCAUCAUAAGCGAGCGUGAUGAUGAUAACGCGUUGUUCGGGGCCGCCGUCAACGUCCUGGAGGCAUUAACUGCAUCAUAUGACGCGGUGCGGCCGUACGCGGGCCCGGCCAACGUGUUGGUGCGCGGCGCGGACGACGGCUUCGUGUCCUUGGCGAUUCCGCUCGAGGCCGUGCGCGACGCCUAUACCGCGCCGGCUGCGUCGCGGCUGACCGUGCUCGCGGCGCUGGCGCGGAGCCUCGUGGCGGGUCUGUCCAUAGCGGUGGACGCCGCGGGCGUCGCGGACCUCUUCGGAGAUAUUGAUUUGGACCUCGAGCACGCGGCGUCGGACGCCGAGGUCGCCGCGGCAGCGGAGGCCGAAAAGACGCUCGCUGUCGCACUCUCGAACCCGGCGGCCGCCGACGCGCUGCGGUCGAAGCGCGCCGAGCGGGCCGGGGCGGCGCUGGCGGACGAGCUCGCCUCGGCCUCGGAGGAGGUCUUCGAGGACGCGCGCGACGCGGAGGAGUCGGACGACGACAACUGGUGAGCCUUUGUGUUUGUGUG
Messenger RNA from Pelagomonas calceolata, 3214 nucleotides. The record is from the annotation of a GenBank genome assembly. Lineage: Eukaryota; Pelagophyceae; Pelagomonadales; Pelagomonadaceae.